Messenger RNA from Acanthoscelides obtectus, 1918 nucleotides. Lineage: Eukaryota; Metazoa; Arthropoda; Insecta; Coleoptera; Chrysomelidae. The record is from the annotation of a GenBank genome assembly.
GACAGUUGUCACAAUUGACAAAUUCGUGACACCUGACACCAUUUUUUGAAAAUAUUUGUGGUUAGAUAUGUUUUCAAGUGUUUUCUGUAAAUAUUUACGUUUUUGCUCAUUACGGAAAAACAAAACUAUCCUAUAGAAAUACUGAAAAAGCCAUCAUCUACUACAUAUCACUUCUGAUUCCGAUGUUGAAGUUGGUUUGUCUAUGCUGAUUUUGAGUGUAGAGUCAAGAAUCUGUAGACCAGUGGUGAAAGUUUGAUACAAAUCUGUUAAAUAAAAACAAAUAAUGAUGACAUGCUUCAUUAACAGAAGAAGAAAAAGCCAAUGUCUAAUAAUUCACGACACCUAAGCACUGUUAAUUGCUUUUGAACUACAUAAGCAAAAAAACAAGGUACAAAAAAAUGGGUUUCCCAUUUAACAGAGAUCAAAUCACAAUGAUGAUCCAAGAAUAUAGAAAAUACCCAGAACUAUAUGACAGAUCAAAUCCACAAUAUAGCGAUACAAGCAGGAGAUACGAUUGUUGGAUUGAGAUCACCCAAAAACUGAUACAAACCUGCAAUAUCAAUCCAACAAUUGAAGAUGUAAAACUUAAAAUCAAGACCUUAAGGACUCAACUGGCACAUGAGACUGAUAAAGAAAAGAAAAUGCGGAGAAGAGGCAAACCAUACAGAUCAACUUGGUAUUAUUAUAAAUAUUUGAUAUUUCUGGUAAAAGGGGGUUUCGUAGAGAGAAGAGGAAGUAAACAUAGUCAAUUUUUGAGUUCAACUGAAGACUGUACUUCAGAAAAUGCAAAUGAAAGCAAUAACAUAGAAUUCCAAGAUGAAAACUCAGGUAUAUCCUUUUAUGACCCAUUGGAGAUAGACCUUAAACCUGAUGUCCACUCAAAAAUUGAAGUACAUAAUGUCAUGAAUGAUUCCUCUACCACAAGUUCAUAUAGGGACAAUAGAUUCCAAUUCCAACGAGAGCACAUAGAAGUUCUUAUAGAAUUAUACAAAAGUUACCCUGAACUGUACAACCCUCGCCACUCUAGUUACUAUGACAGAGAAAGGAAGUUAAACUGCUGGGAAGACAUUACUGAAAAACUCUCCACCACAUUUAACAUCUCUCCAAGUACUGAGGAUAUAAAACACAAAGUACAUUCUCUAAGGACUCAAUAUGCACAUGCUCUAAAGAUGGCACUCAAAAGGGAGGGAGUGGGUAAAAAAAGGUUAGGUCCGAAUGGGGAAGACAAGAAGUCAUACUGGUGGUGCUUCAAUUUAUUGACCUUUUUGAGCCAGAUUGAGAGGAAGAAAGCUUCAAGAAUCAACCAUUCUGAUUUUAGUACCAUUCUGGAGCAAAAUGGAACUAUGGAUGAAAUUGGCAGCCAUGAUAUGUUAUUAGAAGAAUCUCAAGGUGAUGAUGUACUCGAUAUAAAUGAUGUUGACUGUUCCUACUCUGCAAGUUUAGAAGAAACAAGUGAUGAAGACUGUGAAUCAGUCAGUACUACUCAGAAGUCUCAAAGCAAAGCACAGAAGACAGAUUCUCCUGAAGAUGACAUCACAGCUUUUGCACAGUAUAUUGAGACUGAACUGAGGAAGAUCAAAGACAAAAAGAAAGUGACUAGGCUAAAACGUGACAUAGUUAAUAUGGUGUAUGACACAAUAGAAGCAGACAUAGAUACCUUAGAAACAAAUGCCCUAGAACCAAAUGAAGAUAAUCUAGAAACAAAUGGAGAAAGAUCUAAAUAGUAUGCAAUCGUGAAUGAUUUAUGUGGCCUUGUAUAAAAUGAGCGAGUUGUCUAUUUGUCUUAAAUUUUUUAUAUAUUACUUCAAUAUUGACUAUGUAAAUGAUUUAGAUUAUAUGCAAUCAAGUAAUGUAUCAGUUGUUAUAGAGAUAUUGUUUUGAAUCAAUAAGAAUGAAUAAAAACCAUAUUCCAAACACA